Messenger RNA from Cooperia oncophora, 822 nucleotides. Lineage: Eukaryota; Metazoa; Nematoda; Chromadorea; Rhabditida; Trichostrongylidae. The record is from the annotation of a GenBank genome assembly.
AUGAAUAUGAUCUCCGAGAAGGCAUGGGACUCACAAAUGAGCACUCCUCAGCAGUAUACGAACACGUCUGGAAGGAAGUUCACGUUACCAACUUCACAAAAAGCAAUCGAGCGGAUCCUGACCGACCGAAGAAAAGUUAUCAAGGAGCUGUUCACGAAGAUAAAGGAUAUUCGAGCAGAAUGUCUACAACAAGAGCGGUACCGCCAAGAUGUCUCGAACAAGCGAAUCUGCGACUCCCUGAAGGAAAUCAAGGAAGAACUCGACCACAAAUUCAACAAGCGAGAAUCGCUACGCAGAAAAAUGGGCAGAGUUCAUGGAGCGCAGUCUGUCCAAGAAGUAAUCAACCACAAACCACCGGAUGAAGAAAAAGAGUCUAUAUUCGAAGAGAUCCAUCAUCUCGAGCAAGAACUGAAGGAAGUCCACAACAAGAUACGCGAACUUGCCGCUCUCCGAAGAUGUCGUCCUAGACAAUAUGAAGAAGGAAUCACACGUGAAGAAGAGACAACGAUGCGAUGCGCUUUCUGCUUUGCUGAAGGCAGGCACUAUUCCGAUUCCUGCCCCGAAGUCCGGACAGUGGAGGAGAGAUUGGAAUCACUGAGAAGAAGAAGACGCUGUACCAUCUGCCUGGACAUAGAAUGCGAUAUGGGCUAUUUCUGCCCGAAAUACAGCAAAAGAUGCCAUCACUGCCAUAAAGCCGGACACGCCUCCGCAGUAUGCACGUUACCAGAAGAGUCCUUGGAUAUUCUGGCUCGAAAACGCGAUUACGAGAUCACCGCCGAUCAGAUCCUGAGACGUCUGGAAGAACUGCGCAGAGCUCUCUGA